CCACUGCAGGAGCCAUUUUGAAUGGUAAUAUGUCCCCUUUCAUCCAUCCAUCAACACAGUGGUUUGGGGCUGGUGGAGGUGCUGACGUCACUGAGGUGCAGCCAGGGUCAUGCGACUUCUUCAAGCAUCUGUCGUCUGACUGUACGCCUUCAACGCAACUCCACGCGCCGGAAGUGCGUGUACAUCUUCAGGACAGGCGCAAGGAGGCGACAUCCCAGUGGCCAGAGUCCAGCCAAGAGAAGAUGCCAUUGUUCGUCCUCCCCUGUUUGGACCUGACCACCGCGCGACCGAAAAACGAUUGGCUUCCAGACUCCUCUGUAACUCCAUUCGAAGGAGUUUCUCGGAUGCGCUUUGUUUUUCCAGACUUGCCUGGGAGACGUGGCCGCAUGUUCAGUUUAUACCCAGGAGAUUACCUGCCCUUUGUCAACCGUCCCACCAAUGGUUUGGACGGCGACAGUACAUCUAGUGUCUCCGUCACCUCACCAGACUACGCCCAUGUACACUUUGUUUUCCCGGAACCUUUGUGCCGUGUGCAAAUACCGACACAUAAGAGCAACUCACCAUCGGGAUGUCCUGACAUUAGUUCCAAGUUUUUGACACAGACAGGAUUCACAACAAACCGGUCAGUGCUAAUGACUGGGGACGUUUCUCGAAACUUCAUCACCAUCCGGGACUCUUUGACACACGGUGACACAUUCGCUUCAAACCUGGAUGAACUGACUGACAGAGGAAAUUACGAAGGUUGCACAAGAGCUGGCUUGAAAAGAAAAAGUAACCAGGGUGCAGGGAAAAGCUCCGUCAAUCUGCAAAAGAAACGCCGCCUGGCGGCCAACGCCCGCGAGAGGAAGAGGAUGUACAGUCUUAACGCAGCCUUCGAGAAACUGAGGUCGGUGGUGCCCUCUCUCGGCGACAACCAACAACUGUCCAAGUACGAGACACUGCAGAUGGCACAGUCGUACAUCACAGCACUCCAAGAACUGUUAGACAAGGAAAAGUAACUCUCCACUCGCAGACUUGCAGGACAGGUUGUGUAGACAUUCUUUGU
Molecule: messenger RNA, 1045 nt
Organism: Pomacea canaliculata
Lineage: Eukaryota; Metazoa; Mollusca; Gastropoda; Architaenioglossa; Ampullariidae
Exons: 1
Coding region: 30-998 (322 amino acids)
Molecular function (GO): protein dimerization activity
Source: RefSeq, a predicted model, not a curated record